Molecule: messenger RNA, 5750 nt
Organism: Sinocyclocheilus anshuiensis
Lineage: Eukaryota; Metazoa; Chordata; Actinopteri; Cypriniformes; Cyprinidae
Product: calcium uniporter protein, mitochondrial-like
Exons: 9
Coding region: 305-1441 (378 amino acids)
Biological process (GO): calcium import into the mitochondrion; mitochondrial calcium ion homeostasis
Cellular component (GO): uniplex complex
Molecular function (GO): uniporter activity; calcium channel activity
Source: RefSeq, a predicted model, not a curated record
CUAGAGCCCGUGGUAUUUCAAUCUACGACUUCCUUAUACUGACAUUUCAGUGUGUUAUGAGAUAUAACCGUCUGACUGUCAGAGUUUCACUCGUUAGAAAUACAAGAGCUGUUGCUUCGAACGCGGAACUACAGCAUCCUGCUUCUGAAACAUUUGUGUAGGCUAUAUACGUGUCUGUGCGCGUGUGUGUAUGAAAUAUUAGCCCAGCCCAGCAGCCCUUCCUAUUUCCCCUCCCUUCCCUCCAACAGUCUCAGUCGGUUCGCCCGCAGCACUUGCGUUCUCUCGGCCGGGUUUCACUCCAGAGAUGGCUGCGAAAGUGUGUAGGUCGGUCCUCCUCCUGUCCCGGAGCAGCGGAGCCGUAGCCUCUUCUGCUUUUCCCGCAUUCGGUGUCUCCUCACAGCGACAUCAUCAGAGCACAAGAACGGAGGCGCUGUCCAUUUCACUUGGAGGUCACCAGACUGUCAGGAGAGCACACGGUCUGAGAACAGGUGCCAGGUCUGCUCUCUUCUGUCACCCCAGUGCCACUCUGACAGCCCAGGGCUGGAAGGGCUCCCCCUCAUGGCAGGGUCAAAGACUACUGUGUUCACCCGCUGCUACAGAAGACGUUACAGUGGUGUAUCAGAACGGCUUGCCGGUGAUCUCCGUACGUCUGCCGUCCCGACGAGAACGCUGCCAGUUCACCCUCAAACCCUUGAGCGACACGGUGGGUGUUCUCCUUCAGCAGCUGCAGGCGGAGGACAGGGGCAUCGAUAGAGUCGCCAUCUACUCUACAGAUGGAGCAAGAAUAGCGUCCUCGACAGGAAUGGACAUUUUACUUAUGGACAGCUUUAAGCUAGUCAUUAAUGACACAACAUAUCUGGUGCAGCCGCCCAGGAGAGAUCUGCUACCGCACGAGGAAGCGGAGCGACUGAACGAUGUCAAGUUCUUGGUGCAGCAGCUCUACACCACCCUGUGCAUAGAUGAGCAUCAGCUCACCAAAGAGAGAGAGCUGAUUGGACGACUAGAGGACCUCAACUCUCAGCUCCUGCCCUUGGAGAAGGUUAAAGAAGAGCUGAGUAAGAGAGCCGAGCGCAGGACUACAUGGGUGCUGUGGGGUGGGAUGGCAUACAUGGCCACACAGUUUGGCAUUCUGGCACGGCUGACCUGGUGGGAGUACUCAUGGGAUAUCAUGGAGCCCGUCACGUAUUUUAUCACCUAUGGUACAGCAAUGGCUAUGUACGCUUACUUCGUGCUGACACGUCAGGAAUAUCUUUACCCAGACGCCAGGGACAGACAGUACCUGCUGUUCUUUCAUAAGGGAGCGAAGAGAACACGCUUUGACAUUGAGAAGUACAACAAACUGAAGGAUGCGAUUGCUGAGGCGGAGUUGGAUCUAAAGCGUCUUCGAGACCCGCUGCAGUUGCAGCUCCCUGUCCAGCAAAUCAAUGCCAGCGAGGACUGAGAACCUGAAGCCCUUUCAUUCUCUUCUGCCUCUUUGCGUUUUGUUUUCUGUCUCUUUUUAUCUUUUUGCUUUAUCUCUACAACCUCAAUGAAAAACCAGAUCCACAGCAAGCUUCGGAGUUUUAUUAUCCUUUUUAUUGUGUCCUUUAAUUUGGCAAGUCUAUGCAGAGGAGAAGAGAUACAAUUAAACGAAACGACAAAACUCGUUUCGUUUGUGUGACGAUGCUCGCAACAGGAGCACACGGAGAAGGACUUCAGACAGGAAGUUGAGACAUUGGGAUUGAACCAGUACAUCGCUAUGAGACAAUGACCCCACGUCUUGCAUGGGAAAGGACUCUCAAAAAUCUAAAAACCAUCUGCCCUUGGGUUGAACAGUUUUUUUUCCACAUUGGAGUACUGCUGAUAUCCCUAACUCUGACACUUUGCAGAAGAGAUUUCGGGAUGUGGUGCUCUUUUCCGUCUCUGGAAAAGAUCCGUUUACCAUCGAGCCAGUCCUCUUGUGGCUGAAAGGCCUGUACGUAACAGCCUUUUGAUUUCUUUCUCGCUUCCUUACGGACCUGUUAAGACAGAUCUAACAGCUAAAAUAUCACUGUGUGUUCUAUUAUUCCAAAAAGAAAACGAAUCAAAGAAUUUUUGGCACUUUUUAUUUUAAAAGCCAUAUUAUGUUUAUUGUGAUGAUGGAAAAAAAGAGAAAUGAGUAGAAACUUUUCUUCUCAUUAUUAGAUUUUUUUUGUUUUUAAUCAUGCAACCAGACAUUACAUAUCUGCAGAUGCUCUGAUAUUUUAUUUUCUGAGAUCCCCCAUCAUAAAACGAAGCUCGAAAAGUCCAUCCCUAACGCUGUGAGCCUGAAAUAUGAUACACCCCAUUGGUUUACAUGUUGAUGCGAAAUGCAGAUGGAUCCUCUUUAAAGGUCUUCUCUCUUCUCUAUAAAUCUUCUUUGGAACAUCAUCAAAUGACAUUUUCCCACAGUGCCUCGCAGCAUCUGCUGCAGCGUGCUUGUUACGAAACACCUGUUUUUUAUCAGACACGAUCCAAGAAAAUGACCCAUCGAACGGUCUUAAGGCAGGUCACUGUAAAAUGUGAUUUAUUUUGCUGGAAAAAGGUUCCGGAUGUGAUCAGCUUCCCAUCAUUCAUGUGGCGUUUUUAGCUGCAUAUAUCUGCCUCGUAUGCCAAGUCUUAUGGGACAUGCAGAGAACGUGUAAUAUAUUAGAUCUAGAAUUAGAGUGUGUUUUGCACACUUCGUGGCAUGCUAUAGAGAGAGAGCGUCUAUAUGUGCUAUCUUUAGCCGACAGGCCUUAGCAAUGAUUCUAGCUGGGUUGAGCUUGAGCGUCGACAUCGUUUUCAUUGGUUUUGCCAUGCAUUUUCAGUCCAGUUAGUAUAUGAGAUUAUGCUAUUAAUGCUAUUAUAAAAACAAAGUUCUCUCCAUCAUUUCCACAAAGAUGGGCAACCAGACUAUUUAAAUCUAAGGGGUGUGAAACAGACUUGACUCUGGUUGCUCUCUAACAAAAUGAUCAUAUCAAGUCUUGAAAUUGGUUUUUGGGCCAUUAUCGUUACCCAUAAUCCUGUUGUCUAUUGUGGGUUUGCCCUACACACUCAGACCCCCGUGGAGAAAUAGCUCUGUUGUUCUGUAGCAGAAGCCCGGCUGUCCAUGUUUGUGCCUGUGGUCGCCAUUAAGCGUUUUUUAAAGCCAUAUUCAUGUUGCGUUUGUGUCUUUAUAGGUGGAAGGGGCACAUAGAGUCUCAAAUCCCCUUAGCAGCAGCAGCUUGUGUCCAUUCUUACCAUGUUUAAAUAUUACAGGGUGAGAUUCCAGCCUACAACUCUAAUAGAAGGUACAUUAAAAGAAAGAGUUCCUCCAAAAACCAGUUGUUUCUGUGAAACUCAAAAGGAGAAAUUUAGUAGAAUGUUCUUGCAGCUCAUUUCUAUACAACAUUCAUACUGACCACGGCCGUCAAUCUUUUAAAAAUCCUUCAUUAGUUAAUAGGACUCUAUAUACCAAGUCUUCUGAAGCCAUGUGAAAAUUUUGAGGAACAGAUUGACAUUUUUCUAAAAUGGCGAUUGUGUUUAGUUUCAUUUUUAGAUUCAAACGCUGAUGUUUCAUGUUUCAGUGUUGGGAAAUGGGGAAGAUUUUUAGCAGUUGAUGACUGAAAUGGAUGGUUCAACCAAAAAUUAUAAUUUUUGUUAAAGUUUAUUUACCCUCAUUUCUGUUCAUCCAUUCAAAAUUCAUCCAACCAAAUCUUUGACGUAUCAAAAAGUAAAAAAAAAAAAGAAAUGUUUGUAUGAAUCAAGUGGUUUAAUUCACAUUUUCUAAAGAGACAUGGACGCUUAUAAUGAAGAGAUUUAAUUUAGUCUUUUAUCAAUACUUUGUUCAAUGCAUAUAAACGGAGCUCAUCAAAUAUGGCAAACGGAAGCUCCACGUUAUUUGCUUAAAGUGUGAGAAGGUCAAACAUUCUUGUGUGACACAAGAACAAACAAAAUUGGUAAAAUUAUUGUAAAGUGUUACCAAUUUAAUUGUGUUCAUCAUAUAAAGUAAUUGUGUCUCUUCAAAAGACUUGGAUUGAAUCACUUGAUUCAUAUGGAUUGAUGCACCAAUGUUUUUGUUGUGUGGACUUUCAAAAGAUGAGCGAAUGUUAAAAAUAUCCUCAUGUGUUGUUUUGAAGAAUCUUCUAGGUUUAGAAUGACAUAAGGGUGAGUAAACAAUUCAAAGCUAUUGUAUGACUUCAGGAGACCUGGAAUAUAGCCUCUGAAUCAUGUAAACUACUUCUUGUUGGUCUUUUUAGAGCUUUUUAGAGGUUUAGAAAAGAGAACUAAGAACUGUGAAAAUUCUUCAAACUUUCUCUGUUUUGUGUUUAUUGGGAAUAAAAAACAGCAUCGGGUCUGGAAUGACAUGGUAAAUAAUGACAGAAAUAUUUGGGGAUCAUAAUCCAUAAUUUGGAUUUUGCAUGUCUGGCUAAAAGUGUAAGUGUUGUGAUGGAUGGCCUUUAACAGUGACUAUUUAUUGUUGGUGAGGAGUUCAGGUCAUUGGGAGUUACUCGGUGUGCUUGAGUGAAUUACCUUGUGAUUUAACACAGCAAGAUCUGAACUGUAGGUGAUUUUUUUUUUUUUUAAGGAUAACAGCUUGAUAACUGCAUUAUGUCUGACCCAGCUGCUUUCAGGGGAGAUGCUUCUCUCUUUUAUCAGAGUCUGUUUGAACAGGGUUUAUCAGACUGAAAUUCAAACUGUGGUUCCAUCACUCUAGACGUAGCUGAUGGGUACAAUACACAUGCAUAUCCACUAUUGGUCCGGAAACAACAUUGAGGCAUAGUGCUGAACCUAAGCAUUAAUCACUCUAAAGGAAAUGAGCGACUGAUUAUAUGAAUGUUCAUAAUCCUUAACCUAAACCUUAAAAUCUGUUUGGUCUAUAAAGGAUCAAUAAAGAAUGUUGACUGAAGGCAGAAUCAAGGUCACGGUGCACAUUUGUGACAAUAUGCAGUUGGUGUGAGCAUCUCGUCUCAGACUUCAUGAAUUUUCUGUUCAUGCAUAACCUUCGUCCAUAGCGGUCAAAAUCAGCCGAUGCAUCAUGCGCAUAAAAAACAUCCAUUCUUCCUCACUUACUGUGAUCAACAGUCUGUGAUCAACAGUCAUAAAUUCAUCCUUUAUAAACACACUCCAAAGUUAUUUCAGGGCAAAAAGUCAGCCAUCUCACUCUCCAAGAUGCCCAGUACACUUGACAUCCCUCGACCUACUGAACAUCUAUAAGAGGUCUUGGGACUGGUCAUUAUCUGAUAAGUUGAACUUCUUUUUGUUUAUUUGUAGGGUUUUCGGUUUGUUUCAGGGUUUUUAAAAAUAAUAAUAUAUCAAAUAUAUGGAAUCUAUUCUAAAGCGGGUGUUGCAUGAAUGUAUGUUUACAUGGGGAAAUUACAUAUAAAUGAAUCAAAAAAGCAAAGAUUACUAUGAAUGCUGAUUGCAGAUGAACAGACUCCUGGUUCAUCAAGAGUUUGAUUUUUUGAUUUUUGAUUUUUCCAACCAAUCUCUCACCCUUCAUGAUCCAGCAGCAAGUACGCUCUUGACAGCUGCAAGGCUCUAAUUGGUCAAGGAUCUCUUCUACAUCAUGUCUUGUUUUAUCCUGUCUUUGCUCUCUCGAUCUCAAUGCUGCUGCUCGAUCGCUGCAGUGCUGCCUUUAUUCUGAUCUGAGAACAGAGAGUAUGGAAGACCUGACCUUCUCAAAUGCCCCUCGCUCCAUCCAUUUGCCUGUCUUUCUUUAGCUCCUUAUUAUACUCCCACACUGAUUAUCUUUUAGUUAUGUGUAUUAUUUUUUUUACGUUUUCAUCAUG